This is a messenger RNA of Alternaria postmessia, 933 nucleotides long. RefSeq lists its product as uncharacterized. NCBI's taxonomy places the organism in Eukaryota, Fungi, Ascomycota, Dothideomycetes, Pleosporales, Pleosporaceae. Gene Ontology annotation, cellular component: membrane. The transcript has a single exon. The record is from RefSeq and is a predicted model, not a curated record. The coding region runs from base 1 to 933 and encodes 310 amino acids.
AUGAAACUGUUCACCUACGAAGCCUGGGGUGUACCCAGGGCCGGCUUCGACACAUCACACUCAUUCGUUCGAUCUCACUUCAUCUCACCAAUCACUCUCGCAUGUAUCCGCGCCCUACUAAGCUUAUACUGCUUCACGACAAUUAUAACAUGCUAUUCCUGGCUGGCGCACGAGACAGCCACAAUUAAGCUCAAAGAUGUCAACAUUGGAUCCUACACCAUCCAGCAAGGCGACGCAGCUAUCGGACAAUCAUUCAGUUUCUUCACAUACCUUACUUUCUGGUCACUUGGCUUUUACUUCCUCGUAUCGAGCGUGCAUACCUUCAUGUACGCGUUCCGGCAGAGGACAUGGCUACACGACUGGCCUAAAUACCUGCAGCUGUUGCAUAGCAUGUACUACUCCACCAUGACUUCGUUUCCGUUUCUAGUCACGAUUGUCUUCUGGGGUACCAUGAACUCUGGAUGGCCAGCCGGACGGUUUGAACAGUGGAUCAACAUAUCUGUCCAUGGCCUCAACAGCGUCUUUGCUGCGACUGAGAUCGUGCUAUCGGCUACCGAACCAUUGCCGUGGCACCAUCUAUCCGUUGUCCUUGGGGUCCUGUCGGUAUACCUCGGCCUUGCGUACCUCACUCGAUAUGCGCAAGGGUUCUAUGUGUAUGAAUGGAUGAACCCAGCUCACGGCAACGUUAGCAUCAUUCUUCAUGUCUUGGGAUAUGCCGGUGGAAUGAUUGCACUGUUUUUGCUAGCAAGAUACGCAAUGGUUGCGAGGAAUAUGCUCGCACAGAGACUACAAGACCAAGAUGAUACUGAGUAUGGUGAGAAAGGAAUCCAGCUCGAUGAUCGGUCUGACACUUGGUCGGCGAAGGUCGGGGUGGUCAAGCCGACGCCUAUGCGCGUGCAAAAGAAGCCAGAGGCAAUUGUUUCGGAAGUCUAA